Molecule: messenger RNA, 1937 nt
Organism: Pangasianodon hypophthalmus (striped catfish)
Lineage: Eukaryota; Metazoa; Chordata; Actinopteri; Siluriformes; Pangasiidae
Product: ATP synthase subunit f, mitochondrial
Exons: 6
Coding region: 315-1742 (475 amino acids)
Biological process (GO): proton motive force-driven mitochondrial ATP synthesis
Molecular function (GO): proton-transporting ATP synthase activity, rotational mechanism
Source: RefSeq, a predicted model, not a curated record
AUGGCAUGGGUAAGCCGUGCAUUUGAGAGUGAGGAGGAAGGCUAUCGUCCACCAGCUUCGCCGAUGAGUGCUUGAACCCGAGGAGUGCUCCCCUGUGACUAUAUAAUCAGGGAUCUAACCACACAUAUUCACUUCCUGCGCUGCGAAUACAACCAAAAUGGGUCCUUCAUUUCGAACGUGUUUGCUGAAAACUCCUUGCUGCGCAAGCUGUUCAGGACAAGUGUGUGCCUCUGAGUGAAGUUAUGGUGAAUGUAUGUGUUUGUGGUAUGUAGUUAUCAAACGCAAGUGACAAUCGGCAAUUAGUGAAGCUCAAGAUGAGCUUAGAGACAUGUCCGUUUUGUGGGAAGCCAUUCAAAAGGCUCAAAUCUCAUCUUCCUCACUGCAAAAUGUCCCCUGGGUCCAAGGCUGCCAAAAUCACUAACAAACCUAAAGAAAUACCAACUACUACUUUUAAACACACAAGUAAUAAGGAAAAGACAAAUAAAGUAAACACUGAGACUAAGUUGAAUUAUCCGACAUUUCAGGCAAACUCAAAAUCCCCAGUGAAAUCCAAAUCUAGAAAAGUUGAAAAGAUGAGCGUGGAUAAGGAAUUUUUACGCAACACCUCCUUCACACUCACAAGCACUGCAUCCAAAGUCCCAUCAACAGAAGGAAUGAACACAGACACUUUGAAGCCCAAAACCAAGUGGCUUGCAAAAAGAGAGCAGGAGAUGCUGAAACAAGCUAAACUGCAAACACAGACAAGAAUCGAAUUCACUUCAGUUUCUCAGCAGGAAAAGCAUAACAAUGAAACAUACAAAAACCGAGAAAAAGACACACUUUUAUUAGAAAAAGAAAUUGCCAGUGGGCAAAAAAAGCUUACAGGAACCAGUCUGACCUCUCAACUAACCACCAACAUGAUCAAUUGCACUGCCUCUGAUCCUUUACAAAGAGCUUCAUGGACCCCAGGCUGCCAGGUUAAGCAAAAUAUACCAAAGUGCAAAGAAAAUUCUAAUGUAUCAGAGCAGAUACAAAAUAGCCCAAAGCCUUUGACCAAAGAAUAUACUUCGGGUUCAGGAGUAAAAGAGCAAGGUGUGUCUAUAUUUCAAACUAAGACUUGUGUGUGGGACCACAUUAAACAUGGACUUUAUAAAAUGAGACAUGACUGUGUUCCAAUGACAUUUCCCAUAGUUUCAUCACACAAUGUGUCUUUUACUAAGUGUGUAAACACUUUAGAGUCUGUACUCAAGCCUCAUACAGGGAAUGAUCAAAAUGUCACUAUGAAGACUUCACCUGUACAGUUUCCAAUUUUCCAAACCUUGAGCCAAAGGCCAGUUGAAGACGUGCUCAGCUCACGAUUACAAAACAAGUCCGUUAUGGCAUACUCACCUGAGAUGGCUACAGGUUAUGGUGGAACAUUUUUCUUCUCAUCUCAUUCAGAAAUCUCCUCUAAUGAGAAUUUAUUGACGAAGUGCCAAACCUCCAAGCCUUCACCACAGAGGCAAGGCUUAAUGACAGAGCUGAGACUUGGAGAUGUGAGACUGAAUGAGCUUGCUUCUUGGCUUGGUGCUCGAACACCAAAAUCACCCGGGGAGGCUGUGUCAAUGUUUAACAAAGGUUGGCAGUGGUAUUACAGGAAGUACAUUGAUGUACAGAAAGGAGGAAUUGGAGGGAUUGCAAUGUUGAUCGGUAGCUACUGUGUCCUGAGUUACAUUUGGAGUUACCCCCAUAUCAAGAAACAGCGCUGGAGGAAGUACCACUAGAGUAUUUGGAGGACUUCAUAGGAUUUCAAAUCACACUGACCUCAGAGUAUUGCAAUAUGUGAAUUGCAAUACUUAGAGACUAGAUAUUUUAUAAAGUAAUUUAUUUAGAAUUUUGUAAUGCAUAAUGAAUUUCUGUUACAAACUUUGACAUACACAAACAAGUGUGAAUACUAAUAAAUGAUGAAUGCAAAUCAA